Molecule: messenger RNA, 226 nt
Organism: Acaulospora colombiana
Lineage: Eukaryota; Fungi; Glomeromycota; Glomeromycetes; Diversisporales; Acaulosporaceae
Source: the annotation of a GenBank genome assembly
AUGGAUGACUUUAUGGAAUUCAAUCGAGUAUAUGCUUCAUACUUUGGGACAUCUCCUCCUGCAAGAGCGUGUGUAGCUGUCACCAUGCCCCCUUCACAAAAAGUUACUUUAGAUGCUCUGGCAUGCAGGGAAAUAUCAGCGAGAUCGAAAUCUUCAUUACAUGUUCAGGGCCUUAGCUACUGGGCACCAGCGAAUAUCGGUCCGUAUUCUCAGGCUGUAUCAGUAA